AUGUGCAAGCAAUCACGACGCGUACCCAAUUCUGCAAGAAAAACAAGCGCUGUUGACGAAAUCAUCAGUAAAUUGAAAGAUUUAUUGGAUUAUCACUCACAAGAUGCUCAAACUAAAAUUGCUGAAGAGGUACAAAGGCAUUCAUUAACCAAAAACAACUUGAUCGAAGCCCAAGAAAAACUAUCUGUUCUGCAACAUACAAUUGAAUUUCAAUGCGAACAAAUGAAUGUACAACAGCAAACCAUUACAAAACUCGGCGAUCAAAUAGGUUCACAACAGCAAACUAUUGCCGAACAAGGUGAACAAAUACGCUCACAACAGCAGACCAUUGGCGAACAAGGUGAACAAAUACGUUCACAACAGCAAACCAUUGGUGAACAAGAAAAACGACUUAACUUACAAAACGAUAAAUUAGAAUAUAUAUGUCAGAAGCUAACUGACUUUGAAGAAACGAAAAAGUUUGCUGGUCAUGCUAAUUAUUGGAAAGCUUUAGUAGUCGUCAUGAUAUCUGUUGUGAUGAUGACAGUUAUCCAUCGUUACUUGAAACUAUAA
Molecule: messenger RNA, 552 nt
Organism: Rotaria socialis
Lineage: Eukaryota; Metazoa; Rotifera; Eurotatoria; Philodinida; Philodinidae
Source: the annotation of a GenBank genome assembly